CCCAUAUCAUUUAUCAUCAGUAUACAUGUCUAGCAUGGUCGAAAUGUUGCAGGACUGUGCUGUCGGUCACGUUACUGAAGCCUCGGGAAAUCAAUAGGACACAGCAUCUCAAUAGUCCAACAUGGUAGCCACCAGGAACGCCGCCUUUGCAGAAGAAAGUGCGGAGGUGGAAGUAUUGUUAGCAUCCCUAGCGAAGACCAAGGACCUUUCGAAGAAAAUAGCCGCGAGCCUAUCUCGGUUGGAUGCCAGUGGAAAAAUCGUCAAGGACGCCAUCGGACCUAUAUAUGGCAAUACGGAGCAGCUCCAGGUUACGAGCCGGAACAUCGACAGGGUAAAUGAAGCUAUUGAGAAACUCCGCCAACCUCUAGAUGCCCGAGGUCGAGAGGAGAAUAUCAUCCGGCAAGGUCCAAAAGGUGCCGGACUGCCACAAUAUCUUGGAGCUCUCAAGCGCGUCGACAAGGCCUUGACCGACUUGAACUCUUCCGGGUUGAGAUCGAACCAGCAAGCAAUCUCGGAAUUCCACAACCUGCUGUUGACCGGCGUCAAUCAGUUGAACGACCUGUAUCGACAAAUGCUCCAGGAAGAUGCCAGCACAGUCGAACCCCUGCAUUUCAUCACCAAGCAGAUCCCCUUCCCAACAAUGUCCCAAGAUAAGGUCCAGACGCUCAGCCAAGUGGCUAUGGCCAUCGCCUCGGGUGGAGCACACUCUGCCAGGCUAGGACAACGCGACGAGGAUGUUGCAGCCCGUAUGUACGCCGAAGUAAGAGGAGACUAUCUGAACUCCAGCCUCCAGAAUCUUUCAACGGCUUCGAUCAGCACCUCCAAGCGCCGAGCCAACGACACAGCCAUCUAUCGCGAAGGUUCCAGUGGCAUAGGAGCCUACGCCAACGCCAUUGAAGGCAUGUUUCUGGCCGAAGCCGAGAAUACAUCUCGUAUCUUCCGCAACGACGCAGGCCGCGUUUUCAGCAUGACCUGCUCAAAGGCUCUAUCAACCUUCGCACGCACCCUCUCCGAAAUGAACACUUUCAUCAAAUCCCGCAUCCUGACCGAUUGCUUCCUCGCCUACGAGAUCCUCGACCUCAUCACCCCGUUAAGCUACCGUCUCGAAUCCCGGACAGGCCAGCUCCGUUCGCAAUUCGCCGACGCCCUCCGGCCUCUCCGCGAAACAUCGCGCUCUUCAUUAAGCGACCUCAUCACCCAAACAAGACGCCAGGCAGAAUCAACAUCGACACUCCCACCCGACGGUAAAACUAUACCCCUCGUGCCCGAAACGGCCAAACGCCUCCAGACUCUCGCGCUGUUCGACCGGCCCCUUCUGGCCCUCCUCUCGUCCAUCGGCGAGGGUAACUGGAAGAACCCCACCACAGGCACAGGCCUAGCCUCCCAAUCGAGUCUGAACCUCGAACUCACGCCGUCGACCGAGAACCCGAACCUCCUUUCUCAUUACUUGCUCGACAUCGUCGACGCCUUGCUGACGACGCUCAACACACGAUCCCAAAGCCUGCACCCCAAGAAGCCCAUGCAGGGCAUAUUUCAGCUCAACAGCGCCGCCGUGCUGGCACGCAGCGUCCAAUCCUCGCCCGACCUUGUGCGCUACAUCGGCAUCACACCACACAACGAGCGACUCGACAAAUUCCGCAAGCGGGCGACGGAACUCUACAUGACGGCCUGGCGCGAGGCGAGCAUGCACCUCUUUGACACCAUCCACACCUCCGGGUCGAGGCCAAUGUCCGGUCAAGGUCCAGGCCAAGCGAUCGAUAGUACGAGCAUCAUCAAAUCCCUGAACAGCAAAGACAAGGACAAGAUCAAAGAGAAGUUUAAGAUAUUCAAUACGAGCUUUGACGAGUUGGUGGUCAGACACAAGAGUUUGCAUAUGGAGAACGAGGUGCGGACGUAUAUUAGCAGGGAGAUUACGGCGUUGAUUGAGCCACUUUAUGCUAGGUUCUGGGACAGGUAUCAUGAAGUGGAUAAGGGCAAGGGCAAGGUUGUGAAGUAUAGCAAAGGCGAUUUGAGCGGGAUGCUGGCGAGUUUGUAGGCGUGAUAUACGUGGUGACCUUGGACUUGUGUCGCGUUUAUGAUGUUGGAUUUGCAGGCGGAGGGGACGCUUAGUAGCAUUGGAUACCUCAGCUUUGUAAGGGAAGAUUCUGUCAUCCUGUGUGGUUAUUGGAAACACACAGACCCGAUUCAAACGUAGGAAGCCUCCGUGAGAUACAGGUACUCAAAUGCUCAACACCAAACGCCA
Messenger RNA from Exophiala xenobiotica, 2242 nucleotides. RefSeq lists its product as uncharacterized. Gene Ontology annotation, cellular component: exocyst. The transcript has a single exon. Bases 122 to 2035 code for a protein of 637 amino acids. Gene Ontology annotation, biological process: exocytosis. The record is from RefSeq and is a predicted model, not a curated record. NCBI's taxonomy places the organism in Eukaryota, Fungi, Ascomycota, Eurotiomycetes, Chaetothyriales, Herpotrichiellaceae. Gene Ontology annotation, molecular function: phosphatidylinositol-4,5-bisphosphate binding.